UUUUGUUAUCUUGUUUUCUUUCCACUGCAUCUUUUUUCUUCAUCAAAAUUUUACUUGUCUUUUCUACUAUAAACAAUGGCUGAAAUCAUUCUUUCUUCCUUGCUCGAAAUUGUUUUUGAGAAGUUGCUCUCUGCAGCCACAAACAACGUUGCCCGCUCCAAAGAAAUUCAGUCCCGACUCAAGAAAUUGGAGACCUCAUUACCCCAGAUCGAAGCUCUGCUUAACGAUGCUGCUGAGAAGGAAAUACAAGAUAAAAGAGUUAAAGAUUGGCUUAAUCGUCUCCAGCAUCUGGCUUAUGACAUAGACGAUAUACUCGAUUCUUUGGCUACUGAUGCUAUCCACCGUGAGCUGACUCAAGAAUCCGAAGAAUCCGUGGUUAGAAAGGUAAGAAAGCUCUUCAAUACUACUUUCUCAUCAUCAUCAUCGACUACAGGGAUACAGUACAACAAGCUAAAUGAUAUCACCACCAAGUUGCAACAACUAUAUGAUGAAAAAAGUAAUCUUGGUUUGACUGUUAAAGAUAAAAGGUCCAAAAAUAUAAAUAGAAUUUACCAGACCUCUUUGUUUGAUUCACCUAAAAAUAUUGUUGGACGGGAAGUUGAAAAAGAGGUCAUUCUCCAGAAGCUAUUGGGUGAUGAGCCGUGUGAUCAAAACAGCUUUAGCAUCGUACCAAUAGUUGGUAUGGGUGGGAUUGGCAAAACCACUCUUGCUAGGCUUUUGUAUAACGAACCAAAAGUCAACCAACAUUUUGAACUCAAGGCCUGGGUUUGUGUCUCAGAUGAGUUUGAUAGUUUCAAAAUCAGCAACCUUAUCUUUGAAUCUGUAGCCGGUCAAGGGAAGAAAUUCGAAAAUCCAAAUCUGCUUCAAGAAGCCCUUAGAACUCAACUUACAGGGAAACGGUUUCUGUUAGUUUUGGAUGAUGUGUGGAGCGAAAAGAUUGAAGAUUGGGAUACCUUAGUGCCUCCAUUUCAUGCAGUGGCCCCUGGAAGUAAGAUUAUAAUCACAACUCGAAAGAAACAAUUGCUUCAACAGUUAGGAAAUGAUAACCCAUACCAUUUGAAUAAGCUAUCAAACCAAGAUGGUUUGUCUUUGUUUGCUCAGCAUUCACUGGGUGCAACUAACUUUGAUUCAUAUCCAACACUCAGAUCAUAUGCUGAGGGCAUCGUGCAAAAAUGUGAUGGCUUGCCUUUGGCUUUAAAAUCACUUGGAACUUCAUUGAAGACAAGAACAGAUGAAGAAGAUUGGAAGGAGUUGUUGAAUAGUAAGAUAUGGAAUUUAAAAAAUGAAGGCGGUGUUCUUCCUGCUCUUCGACUAAGCUACCAUGAGCUUUCUGCAUGUUUGAAACAUAUGUUUGCAUAUAGUUCCUUGUUUCCCAAAGAUUACGUGUUUGAGAAGGAGGACUUGAUUUUGUUGUGGAUGGCGGAGGGGUUUUUAGACAUAUCAACUAUAGGCGAGCCAAUGGAAAUGGAACGCUUGGGUGAGAGAUAUUUCGAUGAGUUGUUAUCAAAGUCGUUUUUUGAACAUGUAAAUAUUGAUAAAUCAUUGUUUGUGAUGCAUGACCUCAUGAAUGAUUUGGCAACAUCAGUUGCCGGAGAAUUUUUUGUAAGGUUAGACAUUAAAAGUAACGAUAAAAUUGAAGAGCAAAGUUUGAAAAGGUACCACCACAUGUCUUUUGUUCGUGAGCAAUUUAUGACCUGCAAAAAGUUCAAGGAAUUCGGAAGUGCUACUAAUUUGCGGUCGUUUUUAGCAGUACCCGUUGUGGUGAGAAAUAGUUGGGAGAACUUCUUAUCAAAAAAAAUUUUGGUCGACCUACUUCCCCGGUUACCAUUGUUAAGGGUUCUUUGUUUGAGUAAAAUAUGCAUAGAUGAGGUACCAGAGUCCGUUGGUGAUUUGAAGCAUCUGCGGUAUCUUAAUCUAUCUCAAACUCCAAUCAAACGUUUACCACGCAAUGUUUGUAAUCUUUAUAAUUUACAAACAUUGAUCUUGUAUGGUUGUGACAAGCUAAGGGAGUUGCCCGACAGCUUCUUGAACCUAAAAAAUUUACGACAUUUUGACAUUAGGGACACUCCGCUUUUAAAGAACAUGCCGAUGGGUGUUGGUGAGAUGAAAAGCCUACAAACUCUCUCCAAGAUUGAUAUUGGUGGAGAAAACGAGUUUCCAAUAAGCAGGCUAAAGAACUUGAAGAAUCUUCGCCGGAGAGUUUGCAUUUAUGGGCUAGACAAAUUAAAGAACAAUGAUCAAGUACAAGAGGUGAACCUAUCACAAAUGAGGCUUAGUGAGUUAGUGGUGCAAUGGAGUGAUGUGUGUGAUUGGUCUCUAAAGCAAAGACUUAAAACAGAGGUCCUAAGUGUGCUUAAGCCUCAUACUCAUAAUCUGAAAAAACUUGAAAUUAUGUCAUAUGGGGGCAUAGAUUUUCCAAAAUGGGUCACAGAUCCAUCAUUUAUAAGGUUGACAGAUGUUUCGAUUGACAAUUGUAGAAAUUGUAAAUUUCUGCCACCACUUGGGCAUAUGCCAUCACUGAAGAAGUUGUGUAUUGAAAGCAUGGAGGUGAAAGAGGUAGGUUCAGAGUUACUUGGGAAUGGUCCUAAAGCAUUCCCUUCACUUGAGAUUCUAAGCUUUAAAAAGAUGCCACGGUGGGAGGUAUGGUCAGUCAACGAUGUAUGUGGUGUAGUGUUUCCAUGCCUUAAAGAUCUUCGAGUAAGAAACUGUCCUAAUAUGGCACGAUGGGAAGUCUGGUCCACCAAUUCCGAUGUUGGACUGUUUCCAUGCCUUGAAAAGCUUUUGAUCUAUGACUGUCCUAAUUUGGUAAGAGUAUCACUUAAAGCAUUACCUUCAUUGAGGAAUUUAAAUGUAUUGAAUUGUGGUAAUGUUUUGUUGACAAGUCUAAUUGGUGUAGCUUCAUCAAUUACCAAGUUGAGUAUAUGCGGUAUAUCAGGACUUAAUGAUGAGAUGUGGUGGGGUGUUUUACAGUAUCUUGGGGGAGUUGAAGAAUUAAGCUUAUGUCAAUGUAAAGAAAUAAGAAAUUUGUGGGAUAUAAGUAGGUGCGAAAAAUUGGUGAGAAUGAAAGGAAAGAAAGAGGAGGAGAAAGAGAGCAACCUCUGCCUCCCGACAUCUCUUAGGAUGUUAAAGAUAUGGGAUUGUAAUAAUCUGAAGCAUUUGAGUUGUCCAAACAACACUAAAACCUUGGAGAUAAUCCGUUGCGAAAAUCUGGCAUAUUUAAGUUGUCCAGCUAAUAGCAUUCAAAAGCUGUAUAUGUAUGGUUGUAGUUCAAUUACAUCUGUGUCCUUCCAAACAGAUGGAGGCGGAAGAUGGCAAAGGCUCAAAUCCCUUUAUAUAAGGGGAUGUAACUCAGAAUUGGAGAAGGAGUUGGAAAAGCAGCUAAUAAUCAACAACUCCACAAACAUCAUGCCAGCUCUUGAAUUCUUAGGCAUACGCGAUUGGAAAGAUCUGAAAUCAAUGUUAUUUACAUGUUUCAUUCGGCUCAUGAAAUUGGAAAUACAUGACUGUGGGAGAAUAGAGUCAUUCCCUGAUUUGCAGGAUCUUGUGUCGUUAAAGCAUCUGAGCAUUUGGAAUUGUAAAGGUAUGGAUGGGCCUCCUCCUCCUCUCAGAAGAAGGGUUGUUGGAGGUGGGGUUUGGCCUCCCAAAUUGGAUUCCUUAGAAAUAGGGAAGUUGAAGAGACCCAUAUCAGAAUGGGGCCCACUCCCAGCCUCACUCAUUCAAGUAACUCUUUGGGGUGGAUUUGGAUCAAAAGAAGAAGAACACGUCAAGAGUUUCCCAGCCUCACUUCUUCCUUAUUCAUUAUCAUCAUCUCUAACUUCACUUGCAUUAGAUGAUUUUAAGAAGAUGGAAAGAAUAUCAGAGGGACUCCAACACCUCACAUCCCUUCAACAUCUCUCCAUUUCUAGCUGCCCAAAGAUGAAAGAUCUACCAGAAAUGUUGUUGCCUUCACUUUUGAGUUUGGAGAUAUAUAGUCCGCCAAAUGAAGAACUGAGAAAAAAGAUGAUGACUAGAAGUGGCUCCUAUUGGCCUCUUCUCUCCCAUAUUCCUCGCAUGGCUAUCCGGUUUUCAUAUGAGAGAGUUCAACUGCUGCAUCGUCAUGACAUCAAAAAUAAUGCUGGUGUCUACAUACAGUGAAUAGAGUAGUUUGUUUAUUGGAUCAAGACUUCCUAAUGGACAAUUGACAAUCAGAGCAACUGGUUAUUUUUGCCUCUUUUUUUCAGCUGAUUCUUCUUCUCCUUCUAAAAUUGAAUCAGAGCAACGGACCUGAGCAAGUCUUCUGACUAGAUCACUUUCUAUAAAUGGAAGUUCAUCCGGAGCUGCUCGUGUAAGCUUUUUAGCAACAUCGGGAGCUGUUUUAACCUGCAAAAAAAAGAUACAACAGAAUGGAUUAAAAUAACUGCUUGAUCUCUUUGGUAAGACUUUACAACUAAACUUUCAGAGAGACAACUGUUCAUACAGGUCAAUAAAUUUGAACUAGAGUUGCAAUUUUGACCCAUUUCAAUCUGUAUUGUUACUUUUAAAAUUUAUCUUGUAGUCAUGUGGCUAUAUAGUUCCCUUUCCGUAGUGUUCAAUCAUUUAUAAGCAAAGGUUGCUUCCUCACGAUGAAAAUACAUAUAUAUUGUGAUUACACAACCCACGGCAAAAAUGGACCCGUUUUCGCCCUUUUACUAAAACCAGCCCGACCCAACCAUGCUACUAAGAAAGCUAAAACAACAUCAUCAGACUUAGUGCUCCAACAUCAAUCAACUGUGAAAAGUUCUAUUUCAAGCCGGUAUCAUAGACAUUUUUCAUAGUCAGACAAAUCAUACUGUUGUAGAAUACUCGCUGGAGGUUUUAGAAAUCUCAGUAUCAUCAUCACUGUCACCAUCAUCAUUGUUGUCUACUUGUCUGCAUCAGGUAGCAUCGUCAUUCAAUGUGGCAGGAUCAAUAACCUUAUCCAGAUCAACCAACGUUAAUUUCAUUGAAGUUUUAUGCUUGUUCAUUUUCUUUCUGUAUUCAAAAUCCUUUACAGAUACCGGAUGUGGCGAUGUAGUAUGACUCUUAUCUUGGUUACUUUGUGUUUCUUUGUCAUCGGAUAUUGACAAUUCUUCCAUGAUAGCAUUCAUUGAUGUGAACUCCCAGUCAAUAGUUUCCUCUGUGCAACUUUCAACAAGAUACAGUGGAUUGCUUGGGUCAAUCACCUUUAAAAAGACUAGAGCAACACUGCUGGCCAUCUUGCGAACAAAAUGAGAAGGGCUCUCCAAUCUACCUGACAUCAUCAAACAAAAGGCUCAAAUGAAAAGAGUCCGAUAUCUGUCAUUAUCAAGUACGAGUAGAGGGAGAAAUAUGGGCUGGUCAGGAAAGCUGGGUAACGAGUUUAGUUUUGUGCCAAAUAUGAUCACAUCCAGUUCAAUAGUUACCUAAUUAUUAAAUUUACUAAUUUAGGAGGUUUUAUGCAUUGAAAUAGAUUUUGGCUGACUUUCAACCAGAUUGGCCCACUUGACUUGUUCCUUUUUAGUUAUUAAGCUAAUAUUUUUUUCCA
Molecule: messenger RNA, 5521 nt
Organism: Erigeron canadensis
Lineage: Eukaryota; Viridiplantae; Streptophyta; Magnoliopsida; Asterales; Asteraceae
Product: putative disease resistance protein At3g14460
Exons: 2
Coding region: 76-4134 (1352 amino acids)
Biological process (GO): defense response to other organism
Molecular function (GO): ADP binding
Source: RefSeq, a predicted model, not a curated record